Messenger RNA from Alternaria atra, 453 nucleotides. RefSeq lists its product as uncharacterized. The record is from RefSeq and is a predicted model, not a curated record. Lineage: Eukaryota; Fungi; Ascomycota; Dothideomycetes; Pleosporales; Pleosporaceae. Bases 1 to 453 code for a protein of 150 amino acids. The transcript is spliced from 2 exons.
AUGAUUGUAUCAACCCAGGAUGCGCUUCAGUAUCAUGACGAAGUUUGGCCUCUUGAUAUCAACGGCGAGCCUUUCUAUGAUACCGAUCCGGUCUUCAACUUUGCUAACAUUCAAAACGUCGAGAGGCUUCUCAUAAAGCUUAGGGAAGGCUUUUGUGUUACUGGGCCGCUGGACUUGGAGGUCGUUCUGUACCUUGAGAAAGAGAAUCAUCACGCACUGAAGACCACUCUUCGGUGCUUUGAUCGCAACAGGUCGUACAAGGCGGGCAAGAAGGGCGAAACAGCGACCGCGCGCUACAACGAUGAUGCCAAAUAUAUGGGUGAAAACGUCGCUGAGGCGGCUUAUCCUGGUAAGGGCAAGGCUAUGAACAUGCUUGCAGGUCGCCUCGAAAAGACCAUGUUACCGGACACUGUGAUUGAAGAUGACGAUGAUGACUCCGAUUACGAAGAGUAA